GGAGUGAACGACUUCCUAGCAGCUGUUGUUCAUCUCACAAUAGGGCCGCCUCUCAAGCCCCUCUCUGUGUGACUGUGCCUGUUAGAGUUGAGUUGUAAAACUGAGCUCUGCGUUGCCCGAAUCCAACUUUCAUCGCUUGACAGAAGUUUCCCUUAAGAGAACUUCCAUGGUGCACAAGAUUCCCAGUGCGAAAGCCUCAAAUAAAAAUUUACGGAUUCUACCAAGUUGUUGUUCCUGAGGAGCACAAUUUCAUCUAAACGGUGUUCAUCAAAUCCCCCAUGUCCUUAAGAUGUGACCAGGCGUUUGGCAAUUUGGGAGCAGGGAAAGUGUUACGAUGAUGGUUCAGCUUCCACGGAGACUGCUGCUAUGUUUCAUAGCUUUGGUGGGAAUCGGUUCGUUGGCAUUAUUUGUAGUGUGCAUGGCACUGCAGAUCCAAAUGCCAUGGGAAAAAGCUACCAUGUUCCACACAAAACACAACAGGUGGGUUUUUGAUGAAAAUGACAUCAACCACAACACUUUGGACUAUCGACUAUCAUCUAAAAAUGAACAGGUCAUUACUGAAGAUCUGCAGCAGGAUUUAGACGAUCUGUCUUCAGAAGAUGAACUGAACAAUAUUAAAGAACUGAAGCAGAAUUUGAUCGAUAAACUAUCUUUAGAAAAUGAACUGAACAAUAAUGAAGAACUGAAGCAGGAUUCUGUCAAUAAACUAUCUUCUAAAAAUAAAACGGACAUUGCUGAAGAUCUCGAGGAGAAUUCAGUUGAUCAGUCAGAGCUUCAAGAUCCAUCAAACCCAAAAUACACACAACCUCGCGUUACAAAACCAAACACAAACGCUUACAGGACAGUGCCUUUAAAUGUGACAAAAAUCAUCCCAGUAAAAUCCACUGUAGCAGACUUUUUUGGUGACCAGUAUGCUGUGGAUGAUGUUCCUUCACAAACAAACUGUCCAAACAAUAUCAGAAAGCGUGUACCUCAUACCAACUUCUCUGAGACGUUUCUACAAACAAUUCCAGUCCUGCAGUGGGCAAAGCAUUUUACUCCAGAAGAGUACCAGCGAUUGAGACGUUAUAGUGGAACUCAUGGCUGGGGAAGUGUUUCUGUCGAUGUGUUAAAUAGCUCACUGGGGAUUUUAAACACACCUGCAAAUCGGUUAAUGUUUGACGACUGGGAGCAAAGGAAAAACAGAUCGCCGUGCAUCCGCUGUGCCGUGGUGGGAAACGGAGGAAUACUGAAUGGAUCAAAAAAAGGCAAAGAGAUUGAUGAGCAUGAUUAUGUGUUCAGGGUGAAUGGUGCGAUUUUAAAGGGGUUUGAGGAGGAUGUGGGAACUCGAACAUCUUUUUAUACAUUCUCAACAAACACCAUGCGAAACUCCAUGCAUAAUUAUGCUCGCUUAGGCUACAGGGGACCACCAGUAACCGAGGAGACCAGAUACAUUUUUUUGCCAGAUCACGACCGAGACUACAUUCUUAUGAGAGCGGCCGCCACACAUACGGUCAUUGAAAAUGGUCCUGAGCGCAGCAAAGAACCACCUAAAUACUUUGGUGAAAAUGUGACGGUGAAAAACUUCAAAAUGUACCACCCGGAUUUUGUCCGUUAUCUUAGAAACAGGUUCUUGCAUUCACGCCUUUUGAGAACAGGUGCCAAAAAAUUUUACAGACCAUCCACAGGAGCGGUGAUGCUUCUGGCUGCUCUUCAUACGUGUGAUCAGGUUGAUGCUUACGGGUUCAUGACUCCAAACUGGACUUCAUUCUCGGACCACUACUAUGACAAAAUAAAAGGGCCUGUGCGUUUUUAUGCCAAUCAUGACAUGCGUAUGGAGAUGAGGGUGUGGAAGCAGUUGCAUGAGGCCGGACUGAUAAAUCUCUUCAUGCGUAACUGAGAACGCUCUUCACAGGGUGCUUAUUUAAACUAAAAAGGGUGGCAUUUGGCCACAGGAUAAACCUGUUCUUCUUUUUAAACCUUUAUUUGUGAUUUAUUUGCUUUAAAAGGUGAAGAUCAGACAUUGUUUAGUUGUUUCAUGGGGCACUGCAAACAGAAGCAACAAAGGCCCACUUGUUUUGCUGACCUUCUGAAUAAUGGUUCAGACCAAUAGGCUGACUAAUGCAUCAUAGGGAGAGGAGCUAGCUAAUAACAAGGUUAUAUAUUGGAAUAACUAACCCACUCCAACAUCUGCUUGUCCACAAACGGUCAUUGCAGAUGUAGGUGGGGCAGAAUGGGGUCUGUCUGGUCUACAUAACUGUAAUGCGAUUAUGUGCCUUAUCUCAAUAAAUUAUUGAUGUGAAAAACACAGAAUCAGCCAAAGAGGUUAUUUUAAAAUGAUUUUUAUAAGAUUACCAUUUUUUAUUGUGGUAUAUGAAUGUAAACAUUUGUAGAUAAUUGUCUGUCCAUAAUGUCCUUGUUGUGUCGCAGGGAGAUCUACAUGUGGGGUUUUCUGUUUUAAGGAGGACUUUUAAAGCUUUAAAGUGCAAUAGCUUAUAUUCAGUACACAAGCUGUUUGAAUUGAAAUGUGAAUUGUUUUGAUCUGUUCUGCUUGGUUCACUGUAAAAAAUUGCACCCUAAAUUGUUUAUUAUAAUUAAAUUGGCUUUAUUACUAAGUCAUUUCAACUUCAAUUGUUUUAUUUUGGCUAGUAAAGAAUUAAUAUAACUUGUGUUAAAAUUAUAAAAACUUAUGUUUCAUAAGUUAAAACAACGUAUAAUCAUAUGUAAAUAUAACUUAAAAUCUAUUUCGUUUUUACUUUAAUUCUUGAUGUAGGUUAAGAAAUUUCACAGCAACUGGUCAAAAUUUAAAACAAUAAGUUGUAAUGACUUUAAAAUGCCAGUUUGAUCGUACUUAAAAAUGCAAGGCGACAAAAUAGUUUUUAUACAGUGUGUCAUACUAUCUUGACUGUAACUGACUUCAACACUUUUACAAAAUCAUUUUUAUACCUAAUCAUACUUCUGGUUGCUUUUAACAGGUUUAUGGAUUUAACUUUUUCACUUUUAUAUGAAGGAGUAAAUAAUUUUUGGUAACA
Messenger RNA from Paramisgurnus dabryanus, 3011 nucleotides. Its product is annotated as alpha-N-acetylgalactosaminide alpha-2,6-sialyltransferase 2-like. Lineage: Eukaryota; Metazoa; Chordata; Actinopteri; Cypriniformes; Cobitidae. Gene Ontology annotation, molecular function: sialyltransferase activity. The record is from RefSeq and is a predicted model, not a curated record.